AUGGCACGGCAGGGCACGGGGGCCCUUCUGGGCUCUGGGACUUUGGGGUUCCCACCCCAAAACCUGGCCCGUGUGGUGGUCUGGGAGUGGCUGAACGAGCACGGGCGCUGGCGGCCCUACUCAGCCGCUGUCUGCCACCACAUUGAGAACGUGCUGAAGGAGGAUGCCCGUGGCAGCGUGGUGUUGGGCCAGGUGGACGUGCAGCUGGCACCCUACAUCAUCGACCUGCAGUCCAUGCACCAGUUCCGGCAGGACACGGGCACCAUGCGCCCGGUGCGCAGGAACUUCUACGACCCCUCCUCAGCUCCGGGAAAGGGCAUCGUGUGGGAAUGGGAGAACGACAACAGCUCGUGGACGCCCUACGACAUGGACAUCUGCAUCACCAUCCAGAACGCCUACGAGAAGCAGCACCCCUGGCUGGACCUCUCCUCCCUGGGCUUCUGCUACCUCAUCUACUUCAGCAGCAUGUCGCAGAUGAAUCGGCAGACGCAGCGCCGGCGCCGGCUGCGGCGCCGCAUGGACUUGGCGUACCCUCUGACCAUGGGCUCCAUCCCCAAGUCGCAGUCGUGGCCGGUGGGCAGCAGCACGGGGCAGCCCUGCUCGUGCCAUCAGUGCCUCCUGGUCAACAGCACCCGCGCGGCAUCCAACGCCAUCCUGGCCUCGCAGCGCCGCAAGCUGUACGCCGGCACGGGGACGGUGCCGGUGCGGCAGAGCAGCACCUUUGCCGGUGCGACGUUGUGGCCAUCGGCGGGUGGCACGGCCAAAGGGGAGGCACCCAGGGUGCCUGCUGGGGCUUUUGGGUGCAGCCAGAGCACGCCCAGCACCGUGCAGCUGCCUGGCCUCAAUAACCUCAACCGGCCCGGCACGCAGCGGGGGGCUGGCAGUAGCGCCCGCACCGCAGUGCCCCCCGGGGUGCCAGCCCUCCCGGUCAAGAACCUGAAUGGCACCGGCCCUGUCCAUCCCGCCCUGGCAGGGAUGACGGGCAUCCUGAUGUGUGCUGCUGGACUGCCUGUCUGUCUGACCCGUGCACCCAAGCCCAUCCUGCACCCGCCGCCUGUCAGCAAGAGUGACAUCAAGCCUGUGCCUGGGGUCAGUGGAAUCUGCAGGAAGACCAAGAAGAAGCACCUCAAAAGGAGCAAGAACCCUGAGGAUGUGGUGCGUCGCUACAUCCAGAAGGUGAAGACCCCUCCGGAUGAGGACUGCACCAUCUGCAUGGAGCGGCUGGUCACCUCCUCGGGCUACGAGGGCGUCCUGAGUCACCGCGGCAUCAAGCCGGAGCUGGUGGGCAAGCUGGGCAAGUGUGGGCACAUGUACCACCUGCUGUGCCUCGUGGCCAUGUACAACAACGGCAACAAGGACGGCAGCUUGCAGUGCCCCACCUGCAAGGCCAUCUAUGGGGAGAAGACAGGCACGCAGCCCCCUGGGAAGAUGGAGUUCCACCUCAUCCCCCAUUCCCUCCCGGGCUACACUGACUCCAAAACCAUCCGGAUAGUCUAUGACAUCCCCACCGGCAUCCAGGGUCCAGAGCACCCCAACCCUGGCAAGAAGUUCACGGCACGCGGCUUUCCCCGGCACUGCUACCUGCCUGACAACGAGAAGGGCAGGAAGGUGCUGAAGCUGCUGAUCGUGGCGUGGGACCGGCGGCUCAUCUUCACCAUCGGCACCUCCAACACCACGGGCGAAUCAGACACGGUGGUGUGGAACGAGAUCCACCACAAGACCGAAUUCGGCUCCAACCUGACGGGUCACGGCUAUCCCGAUCCCAACUACCUGGACAACGUCCUGGCCGAGCUGCUGGCGCAGGGCGUCUCUGAGGCCACCCUCAAGGACUGAGCCCACGGUGAGGGGCUCCCCGCCGUCCCCUCGGCCCCGUGUCACCGUCCCUGCUGCUUCGCCGCCGGCCCCGCGUGGGUUCAUCCCCCGGUGCCACCCGCCGCGUGUCCCCGUCCCCUGCCCGGCCUCCAGCAGCGCGGUGCUUUCCUCUCCGCCCACCCGGUGCCCCACGGAGCCGCGUGCAGCCGGUGCCAUGUGUACGUCUCUGUGUUACGGAAUACACCGCAGCGUCCCGGCUUCCCCGCGUC
This is a messenger RNA of Phasianus colchicus (ring-necked pheasant), 2081 nucleotides long. It is a transcript of the gene DTX1, whose product is annotated as deltex E3 ubiquitin ligase 1. NCBI's taxonomy places the organism in Eukaryota, Metazoa, Chordata, Aves, Galliformes, Phasianidae. Gene Ontology annotation, molecular function: zinc ion binding. The record is from RefSeq and is a predicted model, not a curated record. Gene Ontology annotation, biological process: protein ubiquitination; Notch signaling pathway.